AUGCAUUCACAAAAGGUGCCAUUUAACAUAGGGUUUCCACCUCUAAGGAGAGGCGGUGUAAAAAUAAAAUCUACACUCUCAAAGCCACAAGAAUGUAGUAAUAAACAUAAUAUAUCAUUUUCACAAGCGGCCAUGAAAGCCAUGCAAAUAACGUCACCAAAUACUGCUUUUCAUUUUAUUUCCACAGUCAAUCAGCAAACGAUCAAGGCCGUAAAGCAUUCCACAUCAAAUGUUCAUAUUAAUGGAAAAUCGCCGACUAAAGUUUCCGAAAACAAUAAAAAUAAUGAUCUAAAUAAUGGAUUAUCACAAGUUGCACAGAAAAACAAUUCAGUAAUUUUAUCUUCAAAUAAUCAAUCAUCGAGCGAGCGAUCGACAAAUGAAAAUUCACCCGAAAGUCAACCAAAUUCAAAUGGUGUAAUUUCACCUAAAAAAUCGUCAACAAAGCGUUGGGCCGACCUUUUCCCGAAAGUCGAAAAUUCAAAGCCUGUUACCGUUUUAAAUGAUAAUUCUAAAUCAAACACGAAGCCUCCAGAUUCUCAUAUCAAAUCACAAAAGCCACAAAAACUUGCUGUUCCGUUAACGAAUGGAAGGCCUAAAGUAGGAGGAUUAGCAGGUUUACUGAAGGAUUUCAAUCCAUCUUUCGAUGAUGUAACAAUGGGUCCGCGAGGACUCAUAAAUAAUGGUAAUAUGUGUUUUAUGAACGCGAUAUUACAAACACUCUCACAUUGUCCACCGUUCUGUAAUCUGCUCGCACUCAUUGAUAAAGAAGUCGCUCAUAAUUUCAAUAGUAAGACGCCUCUUGUCGAUUCUUUGGUGAUGUUUAUUAACGAAUACAAGCAAACUAAACGUCACGAAGGUGUCGAAGAAUUUGGAGAAGCGUUGUCCCCUGAAUAUGUAUAUGAUGCAUUAAGAGGACUCAAGCGUUUCGAUUCCAUGAAAGGACGACAGGAAGAUGCCGAAGAAUUUCUUGGGUUCCUCCUUGAUGGGCUACAUGAAGAGUUCUUAGCAGCUCUAAAAAAAGAUAACCCCCUUAUUCAACAAUUCGAUAAAACUGUUAAAGAUGAUGGUUGGAUGGAAGUUGGUCCUAAGAAUCGAACAAGUUUUACCAGGACGACCGAUAUUGAAGAAACGCCUAUUAGUCACAUAUUCGGUGGUAAAUUCAGAUCAGAAUUAAUAUGUCCUGGAAGCGCUGAUUCUAUCACGCUGCAACCAUAUCAGUCGCUGCAGCUUGAUAUACAGCCGGAUGAUGUAAAAACAAUUGGGGACGCUCUAAAAAACUUAACUGUCCCAGAAUACGUUGAUGACUUCUACUCACCCAAAAAUGGCUUAGUACGAGCUACAAAGCGCCUCUAUAUUGAGGAACUUCCACCGAUAUUAACUCUCCACUUGAAAAGGUUCGUUUAUGACAACGUUGGUGGGGCGCAAAAACUCAGUAAACAUAUUGGGUACUCGACAACAUUGUCGAUUCAGCCCGAAAUCUUUGCCCCCACACGCCGCCCUAAAAAAGCAGUAGAGUACAGACUUUUCGGAGUCGUUUACCAUCACGGGAAGUCGGCCACUGGUGGACAUUACACGGCUGAUAUACUUCGUAAAAAUAGCGAAUGGCAUCACGUAGACGAUACGGCGAUUUCGAAGAUAUCGUCAGAAGAAGUCGCUGCGGUGGAAAAUCCUACCCAACCGACUGAUCGAUCGGCAUAUAUUUUGUUUUAUAUGAAAAAUUAG
Funneliformis geosporum is the source of this 1722-nucleotide messenger RNA. The record is from the annotation of a GenBank genome assembly. Lineage: Eukaryota; Fungi; Glomeromycota; Glomeromycetes; Glomerales; Glomeraceae.